Pipistrellus nathusii (Nathusius's pipistrelle) is the source of this 2148-nucleotide messenger RNA. The record is from the annotation of a GenBank genome assembly. NCBI's taxonomy places the organism in Eukaryota, Metazoa, Chordata, Mammalia, Chiroptera, Vespertilionidae.
AUGCCCGCAGAGUCUGGAAAGAGAUUCAAACCCAGCAAGUAUGUUCCGGUCUCAGCAGCCGCCAUCUUCUUAGUGGGAGCUACGACCCUCUUCUUUGCCUUUACCUGUCCAGGACUAAGCCUCUAUGUGUCACCUGCAGUGCCCAUCUACAAUGCGAUUGUUUUUCUCUUCGUGCUGGCUAACUUCAGCAUGGCCACCUUCAUGGACCCAGGGAUUUUCCCUCGAGCUGAGGAGGAUGAAGACAAGGAAGAUGAUUUCCGAGCUCCCCUUUACAAAACAGUGGAAAUCAAGGGCAUCCAAGUGCGCAUGAAAUGGUGUGCCACCUGCCGAUUCUACCGUCCUCCUCGAUGUUCCCACUGCAGUGUCUGUGACAAUUGUGUGGAGGAAUUUGAUCAUCACUGCCCCUGGGUGAACAACUGUAUUGGUCGCCGGAACUACCGUUAUUUCUUCCUCUUCCUCCUUUCCCUGACAGUGCACAUUAUGGGUGUGUUUGGCUUUGGCCUCCUUUAUGUUCUCUACCACGUGGAGGAACUCUCAGGGGUCCACACAGCUGUCACGAUGGCAGUGAUGUGUGUGGCUGGCUUAUUCUUCAUCCCUGUAGCUGGCCUCACAGGAUUUCAUGUGGUGCUGGUGGCUAGGGGACGCACAACCAAUGAACAGGUAACAGGUAAAUUCCGGGGAGGUGUGAACCCCUUCACCAAUGGCUGCUGUAACAAUGUCAGCCGUGUACUCUGCAGUUCCCCAGCACCCAGGUAUUUGGGGAGACCAAAGAAAGAGAAGACCAUUGUAAUCAGACCUCCCUUCCUUCGACCAGAAGUGUCAGAUGGGCAGAUAACUGUGAAAAUUAUGGACAAUGGCAUCCAGGGAGAACUGAGGAGAACUAAGUCUAAAGGAAGCUUGGAGAUUACAGAGAGCCAGUCCGCUGAUGCUGAACCUCCACCUCCUCCUAAGCCAGACCUGAGCCGUUAUACAGGGCUACGAACACACCUCAACUUGGCUGCUAAUGAGGACAGCAGCCUGUUGAGCAAGGACAGCCCUCCCACACCUACCAUGUACAAGUAUCGGCCAGGCUACAGUAGCAGCAGCACAUCAGCCGCCAUGCCUCACUCUUCCAGCGCCAAGUUAAGUCGUGGUGACAGCUUGAAGGAGCCAACCUCAAUUGCAGAGAGCAGCCGCCAUCCCAGCUACCGGUCAGAACCCAGCCUGGAGCCAGAGAGCUUCCGCUCUCCCACUUUUGGCAAAAGCUUUCACUUCGAUCCAUUGUCCAGUGGUUCACGCUCCUCCAGCCUCAAGUCAGCCCAGGGCACAGGCUUUGAGCUGGGCCAGUUGCAAUCCAUCCGUUCAGAAGGCACAACCUCCACCUCCUAUAAGAGCUUGGUCAACCAGACACGCAAUGGAAGCUUAUCGUAUGACAGCCUGCUCACUCCUUCCGACAGCCCUGAUUUCGAGUCAGUGCAGGCAGGGCCUGAGCCAGACACACCGUUAGGCUACACCUCUCCCUUCCUGUCAGCCCGACUGGCUCAGCAGCGGGAAGCUGAGAGGCACCCACAUUUGGUGCCAACUGGCCCAGCACACCGAGAGUCCUCACCAGUCCGGUACGACAAUCUGUCGCGCCAUAUUGUGGCCUCCCUCCAGGAACGAGAGAAGCUGCUACGCCAGUCACCCCCACUCCCAGGUCGAGAGGAAGAACCAGGCUUGGGGGACUCAGGCAUUCAGUCGACACCAGGCUCAGGCCAUGCCCCUCGUACUAGUUCCUCCUCAGAUGAUUCGAAGAGGUCACCCUUGGGCAAGACUCCAUUGGGACGCCCAGCUGUGCCCCGAUUUGGCAAGCCAGAUGGACUAAGGAGCCGGGGUCUAGGGUCCCCUGAAUCAGGCCCAACUGCUCCAUACCUGGGCCGAUCCAUGUCGUAUAGCAGCCAAAAAGCUCCACCUGGUGUCUCUGAGACUGAAGAAGUGGCCUUGCAGCCGUUACUGACACCCAAAGAUGAAGUACAGCUCAAGACCGCCUACAGCAAGUCCAAUGGGCAGCCCAAGAGUAUAGGCUCAGCUUCCCCUGGCCCAGGCCAGCCACCUCUCAGUAGCCCCACAAGGGGAGGAGUCAAGAAGGUGUCAGGAGUAGGUGGUACCACCUACGAGAUUUCAGUGUGA